UUGAUUUUAAAUGUAAAUACUGAUUAAUACGACUAACAUACAUACAGCGAGUGAUAUGAUGUGAAUCGUUAUGUUUAUAAUAGAUGUUUUCUAAUUAUUUGUCUAAUACGUAAUGAACUACGAUGAACAACUAAAACAUCGAUAAAUUAAAAGCGAUUACAGCUGCAUAGUUGACAGACUGGUGAGAUAAUUGAACAAGCCUAAUAUAUCAGGGUACUCACACAGUCAAUCUGCAUAUCACAGUCGGAGGAGAAGUCAGACACCAACUCCGUGCCAGUAGAAUGGAUAUGCAAGCAGAAAACGAUCAGUGCGUAGUCAAAAGUAGUGCUUUUGGUAAUAGAGAUGUAGACCAAAAGAGACCAUACAAAGAUGUUGAAAAGAAUGAGAAAGUUCUUUGUGAACUGGAGAUACCAACAGACAAACAAACAGCCCAUGUUGUGCUGGUAAAGCAUCGAGAAGAUCCCCAAGAGGGCCAUGAAGACAUGCGUUCUGAGGACAAACAAGCUGUGAUGAAAUCUGAACAAACUGCCCCAGAGUCCACCGAUGAAUCUGGAAACUGUGAAGCCUGCAUGGAUCAGCCUGGGAUACAGCCUACCGAGGACUUUCUAAGUAUACAAGUCUCUGCAGUGGAAUCCGUUGACCAACCAAGCUGUAUAAGAGGCUACAUGGACCAAACUGUGCUGGAAUCUUCCAAAAUCAAGGAGACCAACAGUCUGGAGACUAAAUUACAGCCAGAAGAGCAGGAGCCUGUCAGAGCAGGGAGCAAUGAAGAGGAAAAGAGAAGAAAAUUAAAGGCAGGUGCACUAAAUGAAGCAACAGAGGAAUGCAAUCAAGAUGAGGAACUAGACGCAACUCAGAAGAUAAUGGCACAGGGAACUCUGCUGGCUUGGAAAGUGCUUAGGGAGAGCCUGAAAGAGCUAAGAGAGGAGGCAACAGAGUGGCUGGUUCAAUUCUGUGCUUCUGGGCUUAAGCAGAAGAAACCCAUGAGACAAGGGAGCAGAGAAAAGCAAAGCAUAGAGGAGAGAAGGCAGCAGAGAAAAUCCUGGAGUUCUGAUGAUAUUCAAGCUAUGAGAGAUGAGAAUGGAGAAGUAGACAGGGAGAGGGAUGAUGGCAGGGAAGAUACUGACAGGAGUCUUGAUCAGAAAUGGUUGUCAGAUAAAGGCAGGACAGAAUUCAUCCAGACCGAGUCCCACUUUUCUAGCUUUUUUCAGAACAAGCUGGCCAACAACCAAUGGAGGGACCUCUCAAGAACCAAGAAGAGCACCUUAGAGCAUCGAGAGCUCUUUCUGGAAAGGGCCCGCUUCAUUCACCGUAAGCGGUGCCUGCAUAGGCAGAGCAUGUGCUCCACCCAGCUCACCAUGGAACAAGGGGAAAGUGGGGAAGCAGGUGAAAGUGAAGGGAAAGGAGCCCGAGAACCUGGAAAUCACAAGUGGAACCUCAGAAAUAAGGAGAAGGGAGAAGAGGAGGAACCGGAGAAAAAUGAGGAACAAAGGGGACAGAAAUGGCUGGGUAAAAGCAAGUAUGAGCCUGGGAAGAAAAGCAUGCAUAAAAAAAAAAUGCAGAGGAGAGACAUGAAAGUCAUUACGACAAAAACCACUGGAGUGUUAGGGACUAAAAUUAAAGGGAUCAGAGAGAUGGAGAAAAAUAAACAGACAGAAAACACAACUGGAAAAGCAGAGCUGAAAAGAGACACUGCUGUAAAAGCUGACCAGAAAGCAAACAUGGCACAGGAGAAACAAACAAGGGAGCCAAAAAACCAAAAAGCAUCAGAGAAUCGGCUGAAGAAAGUGGAGUAUGGCAUCACCUUGGGAGGGUCCAUUUAUAUGGUGGAAGGGAGAGAGGGUGAAAAGAUGACAAUAGGUCCUUGUAUAGGGCACCCAGAUACCACUAGGGAACAAAAAGCACAGUCAGAGUGCCACAGAUCUGCAAAGGACACGAUGGAGGUGAUGGUGAGAGAGGCACAAGUGAGAGCUAUAGAACAGGUUCAAUGCAGUCAAAUCUUUAAUGGAACUCAAAGGUCAAAGAAAACAGGCAGGCAAGACUAUCUCAGCGAUAGUAUGGAUAGUAAAGCAAAGGGCAGGGCAGUGGAGGGAAAGAAAGAAGAGAGGAGUUCUUCAAGGAAAGGAGUUCCAGAAAAUAUGGGAAAAGGACCUGAGAGACGAGGUGGUCCACCAGACACGAACCCAAAAAGACGGGAUGGGGUUCAUGUAAAAGCAGUGGAGAGAAGGGACAGGAUGGGGGACUGGUGCAGCUGUAGUGAGGUUCCAGAUAUGACAUCUGGACACGGUGUCCCCAGACAUACAGAAUAUAAUUACCUUGUUAAUAAACACCGAAAUGUGACGAAAUGGGCACAGGAAUGUCAGACGGAGUAUGCUGGUGUUAAACAAUAUACAGAAGCAGGAAGGACAGGCUGGAGAGAAUGGAGGAGGAAAAACAAGAAUGAAAGAGGAGGAAACAAAAUGUCUGGGGUUGUAAGCAGAGGAAAAAGUAAAGGUGAGAGAGAUGGAGACCAGCGCUAUGCACACAGACGGAAACGAAGUCCAGAAGAUGAGGCUGAAGGAUACUGUGUGACUAGAAGUGGUAGAAAAGGUACGUGGGAGGUCAGUGUUUGUGAAUCAGAUCCUCUGUGCGAUACUACUGGCCUGGUCUCGCCACCUAACCCAGAGUCCCAAAUCCGAAACAGACGUCUCUCGCCUGGUUCAGGCAACAGUGGUGGCGGCGGCGGCGGAGGAGGGCGAGUCAAUAGGGACACGUGUCAGAAUUUGCCUCCCCUGUCUGAAAACCACACACACAGGCACCCAUACGGCCACACCUCCACGCCUGACAGGGAAAAAGAACGCAGGGGCCAGCCUCACAGCAGAAGCUUCCGGAAGGAGGCUCCAAGGGCGGGUCGGGCUGCAGAGAGGGGACAGAGGGAGAGAUGGGUUGAGGACAGUUUGUCGCUCCUGAAGCCUCCCCCAGCAUUUCCUGUGCAGGACAGCCCUGCCAAGUUGCAGCCAGCAGUCAGCUACGCGUCAAAGGUGAAGCAAGGCGGAGUGGGGAGUGUGGCAGAAGACCUGCCUGGCAUUGGGGUGCUCCUACAGAACCAGUGGGGGCUAAGUUUUAUCAGCGACUCCCCCCAGAAUGCAGACAGCUCAGGACCCCCAGCACAGAAUGGUCCCUCCCAUGGUUCCCCCCUCGUUCCUUCGUUUGGUAGUGGCGUGACCGACCCCACUGGCAACGACUUUCUCGUCUCUGAUGGGUCUGUUCCCACUGUGUCCAUGCUGCCGGCGGGAAAGUGUGGGCUGGAGGCUGAGAGCCCCCCAGAGCUGUUGCUUGGUUGCCGUCAUCUGGUGGAAGCGCUACGCUACCACACUCAAGAGUGGGAUGCCAUUUACAGACAACAUGAAGAAGAUCCCGCGAAGGUCGUCUGGUACAAGGACCUGUUGGACCAUCCAGCUUAGCAGACCUACAUAGAUGAUCCUGCUGUCCACACACAGAUUGAUACUUUUUACACAUGCUUGCACUCAUCACUCAUUUGCAGUGAAAACACACAUACAGAACCCCUUUAGACUAAUUUCUUAAGACGACGUUAAAGGUGACUGGACUUCUGAUGCCUUACAACAGAGCCUGCCUCAGAUUGGACCUUGCUGCUCACAGCAAAUUGUAACUUAUUUUUUUGUGUUAUGGAGAGCUAAUUUUAAGCCUGUUUUAAUGACCUGCAGUUUUAAAGACAACCUUGUCCCCCUCAUUUAUUGAUGAAGCACUUUCUUCUAAAUAGUGACCAAACUUUGUAUUCCUUAUCCAAACCUUGCUUAGGUUUGAUUCUUAGAGCUUAACUUAAAUAUAUAUUUUUAACACUGAAAAUGAUCAGACAUUUAUUGAAUUAAGCUGAAUGAUGUGCAGCACUGUCCAGAUCGAUUCCACAGUAAAGUUGAUGGCUAAUGUUUGGCUUAGGUCCUGCAAGGAUAAUGGUUGAGAGUGUGGUCCACCAUUUGAAACUACAGUACACUGGAAGAAGUUUUAGGGGAAAUUUAGCAGUAUUUCAUAAUAAAAAAUGAAUAAACAUGUUUUUGCUUAUUCA
Molecule: messenger RNA, 4063 nt
Organism: Brienomyrus brachyistius
Lineage: Eukaryota; Metazoa; Chordata; Actinopteri; Osteoglossiformes; Mormyridae
Exons: 9
Coding region: 282-3443 (1053 amino acids)
Cellular component (GO): nucleoplasm; cytoplasmic stress granule
Molecular function (GO): RNA binding
Source: RefSeq, a predicted model, not a curated record